UUAAUAGUUUUUUUUUAUAUUUAUCCGCGAAAUUGUCAGUUUGUGUUGCUAAGAGUUGUAUUGAGUUUUGAUAAAAAUAAUAAGUUUUAAAUAUUUUUUUUUAUUUCAAAAUGUAUUUGAUUUUUAUUUUUGUCUGCGUCCAAAUUUUAGCUGGAAAUAUUUACGCAGCUUCUGUUCCAACUGAUAAAAUUCGAGAGGAGCCAACAAAAUGUCCAGAGUAUCCAGACGAUUUUACUCAAACGCUAGAAUUCGAAGAGAAAAAUUACCGCGACGCAUUGGCCGCCGGUAAUUUAGCCGCCAUCAGUCCAAAGGAAAUGGAACGAAGAGCGACUUGUGUUUACCAGCACCUGAGACUGAUAAAUCCCGAUAAUUCCGGUGAUUUACAAGCAGUAUUGAGUUUUUUAAUCAUAACAAAUCCAAUUAUCAAAGACCAAAUUCCAUUUCCAGAGGAAAAAUUGGAAAAUCUCAAAAGAUGUCUCGCUAAGAAGAGCGACAGCGCAGAUGAAGCCAGAGCCUGGAUCGACGUUUGUAUAAAAGAAAAUUUCCCGUUACGUCCUUCAAAAUAUGAACCAGAAGUUGCUGACGAAUGCCCAGAGUACCCGGAAAAUAAAAGUAUGAGAGAAAUAUUGAAAAUCGAAGAGGAAAAUUACCAAGCCGCCAUUAGGGAAAAAAAUUUUGCGGCCAUCAGUCAAAAAGAAAUGCAACGAAGAGCGACUUGUGUUUACCAGCACUUGGGACUGAUAAAACCCGACAAUUCUGGUGAUUUGCAAGCAGUCUUGAGUUUUUUAAUCACAACAAGUCCAAUUAUCAAAGAACAAAUUCCAUUUCCAGAGGAAAAAUUGGGAAAUCUCAAAAGAUGUCUCGCUAAGAAGAGCGACAGCGCAGAUGAAGCCAGAGCCUGGAUCGACGUUUGUAUAAAAGAAAAUUUCCCGUUACGUCCUUCAAAAUAUGAACCGGAAGUUGCUGACGAAUGCCCAGAGUACCCGGAAAAUAAAAGUAUGAAAGAAUUACUGGAAAUGGAAGACGAAAAGUACCAAGCGGCACUUAGGGAAAAAAAUUUUGCGGCCAUCAGUGACAAAGAAAUUGAGCGAAGGACGACUUGCAUUUACCAGCACCUGGGAUUGAUAAAACCCGACAAUUCUGCUGAUUUGCAAGCAGUAAUGAGUUUCUUCUCUAUAAUCAGUCCAGAAUUCAAAGAACAGAUUCCAGCUCCAGAGAAAACAUUAGAAAAUCUUGAGAGAUGUCUUGCUAAGAAGAGCGACAGCGCAGAUGAAGCCAGAGACUGGAUCCUCGUGUGUGUACAGGAAAAUUUCCGGUUAGUGCCUUUGGAGUACGAAUCAGAAGCUGCUGACAAAUGUCCAGAGUACCCGGAAAAUAAAAGUAUGAAAGAAAUAGUGGAAAUUGAAGAGAGAAAAUACCAAACUGCCUUGAGGGAAAAAAAUUAUGCGGCUAUCAGUAAAGAAGAAAUGGAACGCACGCUGACUUGCCUUUACAAGCGCCUGGGAUUGAUAAAUCCUGAUAAUUCCGGUAAUUUGCAAGCAGUAAUGAGUUUCUUCUCUGUAACCAGUCCAAUAUUCACAGAACAGCUUCCAGCUCCAGAGGAAACUUUAGAAAAUCUUAAGAGAUGCCUCGCUAGACAGAGCGACAGCGCAGAUGAAGCCAAAGCCUGGAUCCUCGCGUGUGUUAAGGCAAAUUUCCGGUUACAUCCUGUGGGCUACAAACCGAUAGUUGAAAACGAGUGCCCAGAGUACCCGGAGAGUAGAAAUCUUUCAAAAAUAUUGGAAAUCGAAGAGAUAAAUUACCAACUCGCCAUUAAGAAUAAAAAUUUCGCUGCUAUCAGUGACGAAGAAAUGGCGCGAAAGACGACUUGCAUUUACCAGCACAUGGGAUUGAUAAAACCCGACAAUUCUGCUGACUUACAAGCGGUAAUAAAUUUCUUCUCAAAAACUAGUCCAAUAUUUAGAGAACAGAUUCCAGUUCCAGAGGAAAAAUUGGAAAAAUUCGAAGGAUGUCUCGCUAAGAAGAGCGACAGUGCGGAGGAAGCCAAAGACUGGAUUCUCGUGUGUAUAAGAGAAUACUUCCGGUUAUAUCCCAUUGGAUAUGAACUCGAAGUUGGGCCGUUUAAUAACGGUUUCAAAAAAGUUUCGAAGAAAUGUCCAGAGUACCCGGACAAUCUGAUGAAAAUACUGGAAAUUGAGGAGAAAUAUUAUCAAUCCGCCAUUUUGAAUCAAAAUUUUAAGGCGAUUAGUGAAAAAGAAAUGGACCGAAGAGUUACUUGUAUUUACCAGCACAUGGGAUUGAUAAAUCCCGAUAAUUCCGGCGACUUGCAAGCAGUGAUGAGUUAUUUCUCUGUAACAAAUCCAAAUUUCAAGGAACAACUUCCAGCCCCAGAGAAAAAAAUAGAAAAUCUCAAGCGAUGUCUCGCUAAGAAGAGCGACAGUGCAGAUGAAGCUAAAGACUGGAUCCUUGUCUGUGUGAGAGAAAAUUUCCGACUGUAUCCUUUGGAGUAUGAACCGGAAGUCAAAAGCUAUCCGAAGAAACAUAUAAAUUCUAUUUAAAAAAUUAUUUAUAAAGAAAUUUGAAUAAAUUCCGGGAGUCAGGGGACUUGUAAUUUUUUAAAUGUAAAGUGAUGACAAUAAAAUAAAAAUAUAUAUACAUA
Messenger RNA from Microplitis mediator, 2659 nucleotides. RefSeq lists its product as uncharacterized. The record is from RefSeq and is a predicted model, not a curated record. The coding region runs from base 111 to 2558 and encodes 815 amino acids. Gene Ontology annotation, biological process: sensory perception of smell. Gene Ontology annotation, molecular function: odorant binding. Lineage: Eukaryota; Metazoa; Arthropoda; Insecta; Hymenoptera; Braconidae. The transcript is spliced from 14 exons.